AUGGACAGAGAUAACUGCAGCAUGUCUAAUCUUGUUGCAGGGUUUCCAAUAACAUUCAAUUCCAACAUGAGGAUGGGCCUCUGCCCACGAACCAAGAUUGGCCAGGAUGAUCUACCAGGUUAUGACUUAAUUUCACAGUUCCAGCUUGAUAAAGCUGCUUCCACAGGCAUUAUUCAACGUGUGGUGGGCUCUACAUCUUCACAAAUUGCUUACAGAUUAGGUACCAAAGCAGACUUCAGGAUUCCUACUAGAUCCUUGUAUCCUCAAGGACUACCCGAUCUCUACUCCAUUCUGACUACUUUUCGAAUGACUGGGAAUACAAUUCGGAAAACCUGGAGCCUAUGGCAAAUUUUAGAUUCUUCUGGAAAGGAACAAGUUGGACUGAAGUUUAACGGACAAGCCAAAUGCCUUGAAUUCUCAUAUAAAGCAAUUGACAGAAGUCUCCAGACAGCAUCAUUUCUGGAUUUACCUUAUCUUUUUGAUUCCCAGUGGCAUAAAGUUAUGGUUGGUGUAGAAAAGAAUUCUGUCACACUUUAUAUUGACUGUGCUAUGAUACAAACUUUACCCAUAAAACCAAGAGGGAAGAUCAAUAUUGAUGGCUUUACCACAUUGGGAAAACUGAAAAAUAAUCCUCAAAUUUCAGUUCCGUUUGAGAUCCAGUGGCUGAUGAUUCAUUGUGACCCCCGGCGUCCUCAAAGAGAAACAUGCAGUGAACUUACAAUCAGGAGCUCGAUAAGCCAGACCAUCAUAAAGAGAGGCCCUCCAGGUCCGCAAGGCCCCCCCGGCCCCCCUGGUCCUCCAGGUGUUCCUGGCAUUGAUGGCAUAGAUGGAGACAGAGGCCCUAAUGGCCUCCCAGGCCGUCCAGGUCCUGAUGGCGAUGCAGGAAAACCAGGUGUCCCUGGAUUGCCAGGAAUACCAGGAGCUGAUGGAUUGACAGGACCUGAUGGAUCACCAGGUCCAGCCGGUUCAAAAGGACAAAAGGGUGAAGUGGGCUUGCCUGGAGGCUAUGGACUUCCUGGAAAGGGAAUUCCUGGACCUCCUGGUCCUCCUGGUAUAGGAGGACUUCCAGGAGAAGUGGGAAGAAUUGGGCCACCUGGUGAUCCUGGAAGGAGAGGCCCUUCAGGAGUGCCGGGACCUCCAGGGCCGAGGGGAACAGUUGGCCACCAUGGUGGAGAUCCACUGUGUCCAAAUUCCUGCACACCUGGCCAUCCCGGAUUUGCUGGAAUGAUGGGCAUGAAGGGCCACAAAGGAGCAAAAGGUGAGAGUGGGGAACCAGGAAAGCAAGGCUUUAAGGGAGAAGAAGGCGAACAAGGAGGAAUUGGUGACCUCGGAGAUCAGGGCCCUCCAGGACCUCAAGGGUUAAGAGGUUUCAUUGGCAUUAUGGGUCCUAAAGGAGAUAAAGGUGUUCGUGGUUUUGAUGGAGAGCCUGGUCCCCAAGGUCUUCCUGGGGCAACUGGUGAUCGGGGACCACGAGGUACACUGGGAGAAACAGGCCCUGAAGGAGAGAGGGGUCCACAAGGCAUUAGAGGAAUUACUGGAAUUCCUGGGCCAAAAGGAGAAACAGGCUUACCUGGAGUUGAUGGCCGUGAAGGUAUACCUGCCAUGCCAGGAGCAAAGGGUGAACCAGGAAAACCAGGACCUCCAGGUGACACAGGCAUUCAGGGAAUCCCUGGCUUAUCUGGCUCUGCUGGAGCAAAAGGUGUUGCUGGCCCAAAGGGUGGUGUUGGUCCUCCUGGGAAACCUGGCUUGAUGGGAAAUUCGGGCAAACCUGGAGAACCAGGACUACAAGGAGAACCAGGAUCACUGGGACCCAAAGGCCCAUCAGGUAGCAGAGGUGAGCCAGGUUCUGUUGGUCCUCCAGGGUCACCAGGUAAAACGGGUGCAGAAGGAGACAUUGGACUGCCAGGUUUACCUGGGCCCCCAGGACUGCCUGGUGCUAAAGGCAAUAGGGGUUCAGCUGGUGGGCCAGGGCCAAAAGGAGAACAAGGACCCACUGGGGGAGAAGGAGAAUCUGGACAAAGAGGCGACCUUGGCGAUGCAGGUUUGCCAGGCCCUAAAGGAUCUAUUGGGAAUCUUGGUGAACCUGGUUCACGUGGGCCAGAGGGAAACCGUGGCAUGCCUGGCAUAGAAGGAUUUCGUGGGCCUCCUGGACCCCGUGGUUUGCAAGGGGAACAAGGGUCUCAGGGGCUGCCUGGCAGUCAGGGACCAGCGGGCAGAGAGCCAACUGAUUUGCAUAUUAAACAGGUUUGCAUGAGAGUAAUACAAGAACAAUUGGCGCAGAUGGCUGCUAGUCUUCGGAGGCCUGAAUUUGGGGAUCCUGGCAUCCCAGGCCCACCUGGCCCACCUGGCUCCCCUGGACUUCCAGGAGACAGUGGCUUCCCAGGACAGGCUGGAUCCCGUGGUUUGCCUGGCCUUAAAGGCCCUCCUGGUGACAUUGGGCCGAAAGGUCCCAAAGGUGACACAGGUGAGAAGGGGGAGAGAGGAUUCCCAGGUCAAGGGCCCAAAGGCUUGCCAGGAACAACAGGACUCCCUGGAGAACCCGGCAAGCCCAGUUAUGGCACUGAUGGGCGAGAUGGUGAGAGAGGCCCCCCUGGAGCUGCUGGUUCCCCUGGUGUUCCUGGCCCUCCUGGCCCUCCUGGUCCUCCUGGUUAUUGUGAACAGUCAGCCUGCACCAUGGAAGCUGGAUUACAAGGAGGGCAGAAUGUGAAAGGCCCAUGAAAAAUGUAGCAUUGCACAAAAUGACAUGAAGCCAUCUUUGAUCUGCAGAUAUUGACAGACCGCCAAGAGAAACAGUCUAGAAAAAUCAGACUGUAAAAAAUACAGCAAA
Messenger RNA from Ahaetulla prasina, 2827 nucleotides. It is a transcript of the gene COL9A1, whose product is annotated as collagen type IX alpha 1 chain. The transcript is spliced from 36 exons. The record is from RefSeq and is a predicted model, not a curated record. The coding region runs from base 1 to 2718 and encodes 905 amino acids. NCBI's taxonomy places the organism in Eukaryota, Metazoa, Chordata, Lepidosauria, Squamata, Colubridae.